This is a messenger RNA of Hyaloscypha bicolor E, 1022 nucleotides long. RefSeq lists its product as uncharacterized. NCBI's taxonomy places the organism in Eukaryota, Fungi, Ascomycota, Leotiomycetes, Helotiales, Hyaloscyphaceae. The record is from RefSeq and is a predicted model, not a curated record. The coding region runs from base 254 to 979 and encodes 241 amino acids. The transcript has a single exon.
GUGGUUAUGGAGGAACCGGCGCGACGACUGCUACAAUUGGGUUGUCGUCCGGGACACCAACCUCCCCAGAUCCUGUUCCAGCUUCGACAACGCUCACUCAUGCUGUUUCUGGAGUCAGUUCCUCUUUCUCACCGUUCCCAACGAACUUCAUUCAGCCUGUCACGGGUUCAGGCACAGAAGCUCCCGAGAUGAGGUCUUCCCCACCGCUGUUGUCGAAAACUGCACAGAGCGGCUCUUCUAGACUUAGGUCCCCAUGUUUCUUAUUCCUAUUGUCCUGCAUCUUUGUACAUGUGGCUGCAACCGGGGUUCCAACUCCUACUUUAUACUCGGAAACUCGGUCAGGCUCCACACUCGAACGAAGCACUAUAACAAUACCCCCUAUCUCGCCUCGUCAAGACCCACCACCAGAUCCCUUGAGAAGCAAUUUUCUGACUACACAAACUAUCACAAUUCCGGCGAGAAACGGCUCUCCAAACCCAAAGCCGCCUUUCCUGCUCAUCCUCCUGGCCUCUUUGGUCUCCAUGGUGGCUGCAACAAUGACCGUGGCUCCGCGCGGAGCACUGUUUCCAUCGCUCUGCGCAGGUCAGACCGGUAUGUCAAGUUGCGAAGCGACCGGCGGUGUGACAAGGACUUCGACCUCGACCCCGGAUUCUGGCAUUCUCGCCCCUACACCGGUCAUCACCCAGCCCACGGCCGAGACUACGAUCUCAAGCAGAUCGCAUGGCCCUUCUCCGAUGUUGUCCGGACCCGGCCCGUGUGUUGCGAACACCAGCCUCGAAUGCAUCCUAGAAGAAGGCAAUACCAUUACAGUCGGGACCCUCUCAUCCCAUACUACUCUCCAAACCGUAUCCGGGACCUCAAUUGCAAGCAUCUCUUCCACGGCGACUUCGGCAUCACCAGCACUCUCGACAACAGCAACGAGCGGAUCGUCCAAGACCAAGAUUCCGAGCUUGUUGCUUGUCUUCAGCUCUUUCUUUGAAAAUGCAUGGGCGGGUUUGUUUCCUACUGCCCCGACUGUUGAG